AUGUUUAUUAUUUACCGCCUUGUGUUACAAGAGGAUAAAAGGAUAGGCCCUCAAUUGGAUAGUCCAUUGUGCAAUUAUGACACCAGUUCAUGUCUACCUGGCGCAAUCUUAUCUUUUACCGAUUAUAUUACCAAAAUUAUGCAUAGUUUAUCCAGUGGCGGCUUGAUUGUUUGUGCUAUUAUGAAACAAGGCACAUGCCAAAUCAGGUCAACAGACGAUUUAAGCAUACUCAGCAAUUCUUCGGUAAUAGUCGCGCCUAACGAUAUCAGUGCUACCUGUAUAUCAUUAAUUGACAGCAAUGGUAAUUUACAUUUCGCUGCUACUGUCACCAAUGAAUCAUCGUAUGGAGAAUCACUUCCACUAGUGUCGACCCUCGAGCCACCUAAUUACGAUAUUAUUGGUACCGGGUCACUGGAAGGUGAAGCAGCAGUUCACAUCCGAACUGAGUACCGCUUUCGUUUUCGCAUUCACUUCGUUGCGGCGUUUUUUCACAAGCAUUAUGUUUACUAUCUAAAUGUUCAAAAUAAACAUUUAUCAAAUGGACGGCCACCAUUUACUGUUUCGAAAUUAAUACGAAUUUGUCGUGAUGAUCACAGAAUACAUUGCGCAUUGAAAAAUGAAUACGAAUGGGUCAAAAGUAAUGGCAUUUGUUUGCUGGAAAAACUUUCUACUGAUCAAUGCACCGAAACACGUGAAAUAAUUGAAUGUUUAAAAUAUUUACUUUGUUAUAAUGAGACUGAUAUGAAUGAUAUUUAUGCUGCUGUACAGCUUGAAUAA
Molecule: messenger RNA, 777 nt
Organism: Acanthocheilonema viteae
Lineage: Eukaryota; Metazoa; Nematoda; Chromadorea; Rhabditida; Onchocercidae
Source: the annotation of a GenBank genome assembly